Messenger RNA from Papilio xuthus (Asian swallowtail), 1262 nucleotides. RefSeq names its product Heparan sulfate 3-O sulfotransferase-A (gene Hs3st-A). Bases 39 to 1262 code for a protein of 407 amino acids. NCBI's taxonomy places the organism in Eukaryota, Metazoa, Arthropoda, Insecta, Lepidoptera, Papilionidae. The transcript has 7 exons. The record is from RefSeq and is a predicted model, not a curated record. Gene Ontology annotation, molecular function: [heparan sulfate]-glucosamine 3-sulfotransferase activity.
AUAUCAAAAAGCGUUAACAUACGGUCAAUGGAUUUCUCAUGGAGCGUGUUCAGAUGAAUCAGUCUUUGCCGGGCAAGUAUCACCGAGCUGAGGCAUCGUACAAAAGCUGUUCGCAAUCUCUGCCGCUAGACAUAUUAUGGUUGCCGCGCUCGUCGUUCCGUCCUGCGGAAGGCGAACUGGCGGACUGCGUGUUGGUGGUGGGCGUGUCGCGGCCCAAGCUCGCUGCGGCCUUACUUUCUGUCACGCUACUAUCACUAUUCCUGACAUUCCAUGUCUUGUAUGACAGUGCGUUGUAUAGUAUACAGGCAGCGAGUAUGGUAUCAGCGGCACAUGAAAAUCACAACCUUCUUGAAAAUCAACAAAUAAACACGCGCACUAUAAAUCACCCCAUGUCACUGAGGAAACGACUCAAACUUCCGCGACCGCCUCGGCCUGUCCGUAGACUGCCACAGGCUUUGAUAAUCGGCGUACGAAAAUGUGGUACAAGAGCUCUUUUGGAAAUGUUGUACCUACAUCCAAUGGUACAAAAGGCGUCAGGAGAAGUUCACUUCUUUGACAGAGACGAAAACUACGCUCUUGGCCUCGACUGGUACAGAAGUAAAAUGCCUCUUUCGUUCAAGGGCCAAAUAACAAUUGAAAAGAGUCCCAGUUACUUCGUUACACCGGAGGUACCAGAACGAGUGCGUGCGAUGAAUUCUUCGGUACGUUUGCUGUUAAUCGUGCGGGAGCCAGUGACGCGUGCUAUAUCUGAUUACACGCAGCUGAGGAGUCGCGCGACGCCGUCAGCGCCAGCUCAUGCUCUUGUCGCGGGCCACACGCCGCAUCAAGCCCUCGAUGCUGCGAAACCAUUCGAACAUCUCGCUAUAUCACCGGAUGGAUCUAUCAAUGUAGCUUAUAGGCCAAUAGCUAUAUCACUGUACCAUGCUUAUCUGCAUCGAUGGCUCGAGGUGUUUCCCCGCGAACAAAUCCUUGUGGUGAAUGGAGAUCAGCUGAUCGAGGAUCCAGUGCCGCAGUUACGUCGUAUCGAGAAAUUUCUUGGUCUUGAGCAUAAAAUUGGUAGGAAGAAUUUCUACUUCAAUGAAACGAAAGGUUUUUACUGUUUACGUAAUGACACUACUGACAAAUGUCUUAGAGAGACAAAAGGUCGAAAGCAUCCGAGAGUUGACCCAGCGGUUGUCACAAAACUUCGUAAGUUUUUCGUCCAGCACAAUCAAAGGUUUUAUGAUCUUGUCGGUGAAGAUCUCGGAUGGCCUGAAGAUUAA